UUGUGGAAUAAGCUGCUACUCCGCUAAAGCGGGAGAGGAAAUAAAAGAAACUGCGGCGAAGACCGCACUUUUUACAAGUUCAACUUUGUAGCACAGGCUCUGUGCUUCCAGCUGGGUUCACCGGGAGGAGAAACACAAUAAAACAGCAUGAAUGGUGGCUCAGCUGAUGGUGAAGGAGUGGUGGAUGUCUCCACCAAAGACUUCCCAUCGAUUCACUCCGUCCACAGCCAGGAUCCCACAGUGGCCGAUCUCCUUCAGCAAGCUGCUGAGGGUGUAGUGCAGCAACAAGCUGGAAUCCUACUGGAGCAAGCUCCUGUGGAAGGAUUAGUAACUGUUCCCCAGUCCCAGCAGGAACUGAUGGAAGCUGGAGUUGAGAUGAUGGUUGUGAACUCCCUGGAUUCAACCCUGAUGCAGGUGAAGACUGAGGUAAUGGAUCCUGCACUCGCUGGGUCAGUGGCUACAAUGGGCUUAGUUGGAGAAGUUGCAGGCGCUGCUCAUCAGGCUGCCAUGGCAACAGUGGACCAGACUCAGAUCAUCACCUUACAGGUGGUAAACUUAAAAGAGCAAGCAGCCUUGGGCCUGGGGGAACUCCAGCUGGUCCAGGUGCCGGUUUCUGCCACUACUGUUGAGGCCCUGCAGCAAGGCACGUUUGUAGAGACCACCUCAAUGCCAAAGGAUGGAGACCCAGUCAUCUGUCACACAUUGCCUCUUCCCGAAGGCUUUCAGGUGGUUAAGGUUGGUGCUAAUGGGGAGGUGGAAACAGUGGAGGGGGAAAAGGGAGCAGAAGCCCCGAUUGAAGAAGAGGGGGAGCUUGAGGAGGUGGGAAGCCAGAUGCUGGAAGAAGACGUGGAUGAGCCCGUUCAGUCUCUGAAUGAUGACACAAGCUGGUCCAAAGACUCAGACUUUCUAACUCCUUCAGGAGCGAUCAAGAAGGCCAAAAAGGCUAAGAAGAGCCAUCUGCGUUACACUGAAGGUGAUAAGGAUAUGGAUGUCAGUGUCUACGACUUUGAAGAGGAACAGCAGGAGGGUCUUUUGUCGGAGGUCAACGCAGAGAAGGUUGUUGGUACCAUGAAGCCCCCCAAGCCUACCAAAAUCAAGAAGAAAGGAGUGAAGAAGACGUUUCAGUGUGAGCUCUGCAGCUACACGUGUCCUCGCCGCUCCAACCUGGACCGGCACAUGAAGAGCCACACCGACGAGAGACCGCACAAGUGUCACUUGUGCGGACGAGCCUUCAGGACGGUGACUCUGCUCCGAAACCACCUCAACACACACACGGGAACUCGACCACACAAAUGCACAGAUUGUGAUAUGGCGUUCGUGACCAGCGGAGAGCUUGUCCGUCACCGUCGCUACAAACACACGCAUGAGAAACCCUUCAAAUGUUCCAUGUGCGACUACGCCAGUGUGGAGGUGAGCAAACUGAAGCGUCACAUCCGUUCCCACACUGGUGAGCGUCCAUUCCAGUGCAGUCUUUGCAGCUACGCCAGCAGAGACACAUACAAGCUGAAGAGACACAUGAGGACACACUCAGGGGAGAAACCUUAUGAGUGCUACAUCUGCCACGCCCGCUUCACCCAGAGCGGCACCAUGAAGAUGCACAUUCUGCAGAAACACACGGAAAACGUGGCCAAAUUCCACUGUCCACACUGUGACACGGUCAUUGCACGCAAGAGUGACUUGGGCGUGCAUCUUCGCAAGCAGCACUCCUUCAUCGAGACUGGAAAGAAGUGUCGUUACUGCGACGCCGUUUUUCAUGAGCGGUACGCUCUGAUCCAGCAUCAGAAGUCCCACAAGAAUGAGAAGAGGUUCAAGUGCGACAUGUGUGACUACUGCUGCCGCCAGGAGCGUCACAUGGUAAUGCAUCGCCGCACACACACUGGAGAGAAACCGUACGCCUGCAGCCAGUGUGAGAAGACCUUCAGACAGAAGCAGCUCCUGGACAUGCACUUCAAGCGCUACCACGACCCCAACUUUGUCCCCACCGCUUUUGUUUGCCCCAAGUGCAACAAGACCUUCACACGCAGGAACACCAUGGUUCGCCACUCUGAGAACUGUAGUGGUGAAGUGGAGGAUGCAGAGAAUGGAGGGGUGAGCCCAAAGAAAGGGAGGCGGGGGAGAAAGAAGAAGAUGAGGAGCAGGAGAGACGAGGACGACAGUGAGGAGGAUCAGCCGGAACAGGACGAUGAAGAUGAAGCUGAGGAUGAGGAGGAAGCUGCAUUACUACAGGAAGAGGAUGAACUAGAAACCAUUGAACUGGAUCAAGCUCCUGCUGCCAUUCCAGUACCAGCUCCUGAUGAGCCUCCUGCCAAGAGGAAACGAGGCCGACCUCCAAAGAACAGCCCGAAGCCUCCAGCUCCCAGCAAGUCAGUGAAAAUGGCUGCCAGAGCACCUGCUGCUGCUGCUGCCAUCAUUCAGGUGGAGGAUGAGAGCACCGGGGAGGUGGAGGAGGUCAUCCUGAAGGAGGAGGGCGAUGCCCCAGCGGAGGCGGUGACCCUGACGGUGGAGGAGGGGGUGGAGGACCAUGACGGGAUGGAGACUCUGGAGCUUUCCAUGAGUGAGGAAACGGCUGCUGCUGCCGCCAACGGAGACUUGACCCCCGAGAUGAUCCUGAGCAUGAUGGACCGAUGAACGCUGCGCACUGUCACACACACGUGUCGCAGCAGCAGCCAUUUUAAAUCACUCGAAUGGUCAUGACAGAAACACGAUGUACAAAAAGUUGUAUGUAAAUAUUUACAAACAACAAAAAUCAUUUGUCGUUUGUCCGUCAAGCAGACAAAUGGAUGAAACGUCCGUCGCACAGAUCCAAGCUCGUCUUCACCGCCUCUCUCACUUUGAAACAAUACGGCUGUAUGUUGCUGCUUCCUCCCACUCAGAGCCACUUCCUGUCAGUGGUGCCCACACACACUCGCUCAUAACGAGGAACACGGUCUGUAGUUUAACUCCCGCUUCAGUCAGGAAGGCUUUCAGGAUCAAACCAGGCCUUGAUGCUGGUUUGUUCAACCUGAAGG
Nematolebias whitei (Rio pearlfish) is the source of this 3008-nucleotide messenger RNA. RefSeq names its product CCCTC-binding factor (zinc finger protein) (gene ctcf). The transcript is spliced from 16 exons. The record is from RefSeq and is a predicted model, not a curated record. NCBI's taxonomy places the organism in Eukaryota, Metazoa, Chordata, Actinopteri, Cyprinodontiformes, Rivulidae. Bases 148 to 2628 code for a protein of 826 amino acids.